UGGUAUGAUCAAAUAUGAUGCAGUCCUCCUGUGACAGAAAAAAUUUAUGAUUAAAAGAAGCCUUCUUGUAAUUUUUGUAUAACGCACACAGUAAAUCUUAUGAGAAAUAAAUGAAUUCUCCAUCAAAUUAUUAAUUGGUGUGAAACAUAAACUAAGAAAAUAAUGGCAUUACCUGCUAAUUACAAGCAAGCCGCCGUCAAUUUCAAUUCUAGCUCCCAAAGUCAUAUGCUGUCCUCUGGUGCUCCAAUGACUUUCAACAUUCUUAAAGAACGAUUAAGAGCAUCGGGUAAUUCGAAUUCCUCAACUGGAUCGACGAAGGAACCAGCUGGAAGUCCAUUUGUACACAGUUCUCAUGGCAACGUUAAUUUUACACCACAGAAAGUUGGCAAAAAUACUGCAAAUGAUCCAAGAUUGCCAAAACCACCUAAACCUCCAGAGAAACCGCUUAUGCCCUAUAUGAGAUACAGUCGUAAAAUAUGGGAUAUAGUGAAAGCACAGAAUCCAGAGUUAAAGUUAUGGGAAAUUGGACGUAUCAUUGGACAAAUGUGGCGAGAUUUGCCCGAAGAAGAGAAAAAUGAAUACAUAGAAGAAUAUGAAACAGAAAAAAUUGAGUAUGAAAAAUCAUUGAAAACUUACCAUAAUUCACCAGCAUAUUUAGCUUAUAUAGCUGCUAAAAAUCGUGGCAAAUCAGCCCAACCGUCCUCAGAUGAACGAGAGCCUCAUGAUGCCAGACAAACAACAGGGAAAUCAUCAUCUACAGACCGUCGAAUUGAUAUUCAACCUGCUGAAGACGAAGAUGAUCAAGAUGAUGGAUAUUCUGUGAAACAUGUUGCAUAUGCUCGUUAUUUACGUAAUCAUCGUUUGAUAAAUGAAAUAUUUUCAGAUACGGUUGUACCGGAUGUUAGAUCUGUUGUAACUACUGCUCGAAUGCAAGUAUUAAAGCGUCAAGUAUUAUCAUUAACAAUGCAUCAGGAAAAACUUGAGGCUGAAUUACAACAAAUUGAGAAAAAAUUUGAAGCGAAAAAACGUAAAUUUAUUGAAAGUAGUGAAUUAUUUCAAGAAGAAUUGAAAAAGCAUUGUCGUCAAGCUGUUGAUGAAGAUACAUUCCAAAAAAUGGUUGAUCGACAAUAUGAAUUAUUGCGUAAAGAACGUACGAAAGGUAAUGAAGAUGGAAAUAAACCACGCUCAAAUGAAGAUACUAUGUCUUCAACAGCUGAACCAGUACCAGCUGCUGUUAAUGCUACAUCCGAAGAUGGACAUUCAAAUCAAGAAAUAGUAAAGGAUGCCUUGUGUUCUGUCGCAUCUAAACAGAUGGUAGAACUUCAUUUUAUUCAGCCAAUGGAACAAGAUAAUCCUCAAAAAUCAGCUGGUGAAAUGGAUCGUGAUAAUAGUCAAGAUAGCUCUUCAUCAAGUGGUAUGCAUGGUGGCAGUAACGCUAACAGUGCUAAUAAUACUGUAAAUAAUGAACCAUCAUCGAAGGUUGGACCUCCCGAACCGACACGUCCGAUAUUAAAUCAACAACCCCCGCAAUCAUCUGCUUCGCCUGUGCCAAUGGAAACAACACCACCUCAUUCACAUAUACAACAUAAUCCACCAGGCCAUCCACCAAUGCAGCAACAACCACCUCCUAUGCAUAGUGCACCUCACUUGCCACCCCACAAUCAGCAACCACCACCUGGUGCAAUGCCUCCUACUCAAGAACAAUCUCAACAACCUCCACCGCCUGCACAACAGCCAAUGCCACAAAUGAUGCCGCAUGGGCCACCACCACAUGGACCACCACUUCAAAUGCAACCAGGCUCUCCCCAUCCUCAUCCUGGUAUGCCUCCCCAUACUCAAGCUAUGCCAGGGCCCGCCCCACCCCAACCUCAUGGAAUGCAUGGACCUCCAGGGCCACCCGGUCCUCCUACUCACGGUGUACAUCCUCCACCAGGUAACCUUCCUCCUCCAAAUCAACCAGGAGGGCCUCCACCACCUCACAUGCAACCUCCACCACACAUGCAACCUCCUCCACCACCAGGACCAGGCGUUGUUUAUCAACAGCAACCGGGAUCAUUCCCAGGACCUCAAGGCAGUCCACAGUCAGUACCGCUACCACCAAGACCACCACAUCCCGGUGUUCCCGGAGGAUAUCCUCCAUAUUCUCAACAACAACCACCCCAUUUUUACCCCCAAUAUCCUCCGCAUCCAUAUUAUCAUCAUCCACAAUACCCUCAGUAUCCACCUCAUGCAAUGGGCAGACCACCGCAUCCACAUUUUCAUCCAGGCCAUCCACCUGCAGGACCAGGGCCACUUGAAGGACCUGGACCUGGUGGUCCAGGUGAUGCUCCAUAUCAUCCAACAGCGGCAGGUCCACCGUCAGCUGAUGGAGCUCAUAAUGAAGACUCAAAUCCUUCAGAUUCGAACAAAGAUGAUGGAAAAGAUACCAAGAAAAAUGAAGACAAUGAAAAAAAUGAAAAUAAAGAUUAAUUAGACAUACUUACCU
Messenger RNA from Chrysoperla carnea, 2485 nucleotides. Its product is annotated as SWI/SNF-related matrix-associated actin-dependent regulator of chromatin subfamily E member 1-like. Gene Ontology annotation, molecular function: nuclear receptor binding; nucleosomal DNA binding. Lineage: Eukaryota; Metazoa; Arthropoda; Insecta; Neuroptera; Chrysopidae. Gene Ontology annotation, biological process: negative regulation of DNA-templated transcription. The coding region runs from base 163 to 2469 and encodes 768 amino acids. The record is from RefSeq and is a predicted model, not a curated record. The transcript is spliced from 14 exons. Gene Ontology annotation, cellular component: SWI/SNF complex.